This is a messenger RNA of Anopheles stephensi (Asian malaria mosquito), 4144 nucleotides long. RefSeq names its product sodium channel protein Nach. The transcript has 7 exons. The coding region runs from base 997 to 2475 and encodes 492 amino acids. NCBI's taxonomy places the organism in Eukaryota, Metazoa, Arthropoda, Insecta, Diptera, Culicidae. Gene Ontology annotation, cellular component: membrane. Gene Ontology annotation, molecular function: ligand-gated sodium channel activity. The record is from RefSeq and is a predicted model, not a curated record. Gene Ontology annotation, biological process: sodium ion transmembrane transport.
AAUCUCGAAAAUGCCAUCCAAGUGCUGUGCGAGAUGAUCAAGAAAAUUGACAAGUACGCAAACUCGGACCAGCUGGACGAAAUACUGGAAAAGGUGCCGGGUGUGAUUCGCAAGAUAUACGACUUUUCCAAGCCUUCGGAAGUGUUCCGCAAUGUGUUAAACCAUGGCGAUUUGUGGUGUAACAACGUCAUGUUCCGAUAUGAGAUGAUACCCACUAGCGUGGAUAGUGGCAUCGAUGGCGAAGGGCACCCAUCCGAGGGACGUAAAACGAGCACGACAUCGGACCGCGAGGAUCACACGGAAGCUGAGAAAGAUCACCAAACCCAGGUUGCCAAUGCUAACUGCCAUCCCAUGGGUCUAAUCCCGGUCGAGGCGAAACUUGUUGACUUCCAGUUGGCCCGCUAUGCGCCUCCCGCCUGGGAUGUUUCGACGUUACUUAUGCUUUGCAGCACGCGCGAUUUUCGAGACAAACAUUUACAAACGUUGCUGACCAUUUACUAUCAAGCGUUGGGCGAUCUGCUUCUUUCAAGUAGCGACAUGAGCGUAGAAUUCGUCUUACCACGCUCGGAGUAUGAUGCGUCUUGCAAACACUUUCAGCUGGCCGGACUCAUAGAAGCUUUACUGUUCAGCCACAUAACACUCUUGCCCAAACAAACUGCCAAGGAUAUGCUCAGCUCUUCGACAGAUUUUGAUAGCUUUUUGCGCGGGACGGGCAAGCAACGUGUUUGUCUACGUGCUUUCGGAGAGGCGCCUACAUACAGAGCUCGAAUGUCCGAAUUGCUAACUGAGCUGAUUGAGACGUGUGUGCACCAUUGAAAUCAUAGAUCUGUACAUUACCCACCACAGUGAUUAGGAAGUAUACAUAUGGCGUGUACGGUUUACGAACAUGAAAGGAGAGAUGAAUAAAUUAUGAUACAACCAACCGCAUGAAAGAGCUUAGAUAAGGAAGAUUAUUAUCAAGCUAAUCGGCAUAUUGAAUCAGAUUUUGUAGAACACAUGGUGGAGGUGAAAAGCAGUGUGAUAGUUGCUAGUUGGUUCGUGGCCGCACCAGUCCUGCCACCAGUCGCAUCGAAUAUGAGGUUCAUGGAUAUCGUGAAGGAAUACUUGAUCAACUCCACCUUUCACGGCGUGAAGUUUAUAGCUGAUGAUUCGUACCACGCAUCCGAACGUAUUUUCUGGAUAGUAUGUGUCAUCAUUUCGUGGGUCGGUUCUGCGUUUCUGAUUGAUGCCUCGCUCGAAGCUUUCCAAACCAGCGCCAUAUCGUUCGUAGUGGAAACUAGUUACCGUGAUUGGAACACUCGCUUUCCAUCCAUCGUCGUGUGUGAAAUGCGCAACAUGGAACGGAUUCAAGCGAUUGCGGAUAAACUUUGGGGUGAGGAUCAUGACUUCGCGAUGGAAGAGGUGCUCAAUGAGAUUGGAUACUUUCGUGGCGAAUCGUACCAUACCGUCAACGAGUGUGCGGGAGAAGAUAUGGCGGAAAACUGUUUCUUCGACAACUUCACGGCGUACGCAGAUUUAGUGCGUAGCGCAUGUGCGGAAACGUUGGAAGAUUGCUAUUGGAAUGACAAGCCAUUCGAUUGCUGCCGGUAUUUCCAGCCGAUGGAAACCGAGCUGGGCCUAUGCUACGCCGUCAAUUCGUUGCAAACAAGUGCAAAACACCCGAUCAAGUUGAACAUGAUCUCGAACAAGCAUACGGGACCGGGCAAGCUCACAAUUACCGUGCUGACCGAAGCGUACGUGUACACGAUCGGCGAGGAGGAGGUACCUAAUUUGAUCACGCCGAAAUCGGACGUACUGCUCGUCGACCACUACAUCGCCUACAAACGACACAUAUCGAUAAAGGACAUUGAAAACGAUCCCGAGGCAAAGCAAGUCAGCGUGUCGCAGCGCAAGUGUCGGUUUCCGGACGAAAACAAUCUCAACGUUCAUCGGUAUUACAGCUACAGUGCAUGCUCGGUACAGUGCCGAAAGGACAAGCAGCUCAAAAUUUGCAACUGCACAAGCCAUCUAAUGCCCAACACAGAUCCUUAUUUAAAAUGCAACAUGUCCGGACUGAUUUGCCUCAACGAGCAUUACGAGGAUCUUACCAUAGUCAUUCCCAAAUGGUCGGUAGGACGUAGAGGCGUCGUCUGUGAUUGUUUGCCGUCCUGUACCGAAGUGGACAUUGGGAUCGUGCACGAUUCCCGGGAAAGCAUAUUCGACUCUGAUCGUCGCUACUCGACCAUCGAGAUUCAACUAUCCGCACUACCCACGGAGCGAUACAAAAGGAAUGUUGUCCGCGGAAGGCUCGAUUUAGUUGUGUCUGUCGGAGGCACGACCGGACUGUUCGUCGGAGCUAGCUUAUUGUCUUUUGUGGAGAUUCUGUACUAUUUCACCAUUCGACCGUAUGGAACACGAUACUUAAUUAAUGUGCAUCAGCCGGGCAACAAACCUUUGCCAAAAACGUUGACGCCAUAUAACAUUCCAACUAACUAACUACACUUUCCGCAACGUAUUAUAUGCAUCCUUAAACAAAUCUCUUACAUUUUUUGGUGAGUUUACCAUCUUUUAAAAUAACUUAAAAAAUGGAUUGAAAUAUUUGACGAACGAAAUGCUAGAAGGCGAGAACACGUGUCGUGUUUGCACUAGAUAAGCUUACCGCUGUAAAUUGUGGGUAGUUUUCCGGUUGCUUCAGUGCAUCCAGGUGUUGCUGAAGCGUAUAUUCCAAGCCAACCCUGUUAUCAACCUUCAUUCUUCAGGACGCUGAACGAUGAAUCAAUGACAAUGCUACAAUCAAGAUUCAAGUGAGGGUUUACCGGUAUUAAUUGGGCCGCGCAGAGAGCCAGAUAACAGGCUACAUAGGUCCACCUGCACUAAACGGUUACGGCGGUCGAGCUGAUAGAUAAGCAUCCACACCACACAGCACCAAUCAUAAAGCGAUUGCGCUUUCGGUGCACCUGAACCUAUGUGAUUGUUCCUCUUCUUAAUCAACGUCUCUAAUGAGGGAAGCAUAAAUAGUAGCGAUAUUGACACACCUGUUUGAACCAGCCGGUGGUGACCAAUUCCUUGGACUUUGUUGUUACGUGUUUGGGUGCAGCUGUUAUCUACGGCUGUGCUUUGCCAAUUGGUACGAGUAAUAACAAAAAAAAAGACAUAGAUAACCACAGAGUCGAGUUCUCUUACACCUAAAGUCAGCACGGCCGCCUUGCCAGAAUGCAUACGUCAUCGAAUCUAUAAAAAUUGAUCUUCCCGUUAGACGUGAGCGGGGUGCAGGUGCACUUGUUUCCUAUCUACAGAUGAUACGGACGGCAAUGUUUGGCCAUGUCAUUGGUUCAACAAAUCCUAGCAUUAUUUGUUGCCCAGGUGUGACAUUUACUCAUUUUCUUAUCAAGAAUUACAAGCGCUUUGCCGAUUUGCCUUAUGGAGCGGCCGGAGUGUAAGAAGCAGGCGUCGCUUACGACCGAGUAUCAAACGUCUGCCAAUCUUGCGAUCCGCACGCAUCUGCACCGUCCAACCAACUCCGUCUGGAUCACCAGCUGCCAUUCCCUGCACAUCAUGCAAGCCUACAAAUUAAAGGCUACCCCAACAAGGCUAAUCGCUUUGCCGUUGUAGAAAUUAAUGUUAAAUUUUAAAAAUCGAUGGAUAAGCUGCUUUCCCUGCUCGCAUUUCUUUCCUUUUGCUCAAUAGUGAUCGGGUGUGACUAUUCCAAUUUUGUCGCGUAGGUUUCGUAAACUCAGAGUAAGAUUUAUUUCAUACUACACAUUUAAAUUCCUCCUAAAAUGACUGCACUUCCGUAACAUUGUACUGACAGUUUAGUGUGUUUAGUUACUAUAUAUAUAUUUUUCAUAUUCCCCGUCCGCUGUACUAUACUUUCAAUAGGUGAAAAAAACUAGAAUGAAAAACUGAAAAUUCUAAUCGUAAAUACUUUAGAGACCGGUGUAAGUAUAGUUGAAUCGAAGUACUAGGAAACAGAGUAAAACAAUAUUGUAUUAUUUGUUGAAAUGGAAGUUUUUCUCUUCACUUCCUAUUCCUGAAUUUCAGUAAACUAUGUUCAAAUCAUGCAUAUGCAAAUAAACAACACAUAUUCCUAUUGAUCACAGCAUAGUUAUGAGGUUUGUUAUAAGAUUGCUCCUUCAUUCCCGGUAGAUUUUUAAAAUGCAUAUGC